AUGGUCAAGACUAGUGUUUUGAACGAUGCGCUCAACGCCAUCAACAACGCCGAGAAGGCCGGCAAGCGCCAGGUCCUCAUCAGACCCAGCUCCAAGGUCAUCGUCAAGUUCUUGUCCGUCAUGCAGAAGCACGGCGGUUGUUUCGAUUUUAAACCCACUCUACAACGCUACAUUGGUGAAUUCGAGGAAGUUGAUGACCACCGUUCCGGCAAGAUUGUCAUCCAGCUCAACGGCCGUCUCAACAAGACUGGUGUCAUCUCUCCCCGCUACAACGUUCAGCUCCGCGAGCUCGAGAAGUGGGUUGUCCGUCUGCUCCCAUCCCGUCAGUUCGGAUACAUUGUCCUCACCACCUCUGCUGGUAUCAUGGACCACGAGGAGGCUCGUCGCAAGCACGUUGCCGGAAAGAUCAUUGGUUUCUUCUACUAG
Messenger RNA from Trichophyton benhamiae CBS 112371, 426 nucleotides. RefSeq lists its product as uncharacterized. Bases 1 to 426 code for a protein of 141 amino acids. Gene Ontology annotation, cellular component: cytosolic small ribosomal subunit; ribosome. NCBI's taxonomy places the organism in Eukaryota, Fungi, Ascomycota, Eurotiomycetes, Onygenales, Arthrodermataceae. The transcript is spliced from 4 exons. Gene Ontology annotation, molecular function: structural constituent of ribosome. Gene Ontology annotation, biological process: translation. The record is from RefSeq and is a predicted model, not a curated record.